Rubroshorea leprosula is the source of this 920-nucleotide messenger RNA. NCBI's taxonomy places the organism in Eukaryota, Viridiplantae, Streptophyta, Magnoliopsida, Malvales, Dipterocarpaceae. The record is from the annotation of a GenBank genome assembly.
CAACCUAUUUUGCCAUGGUUCUGAGCACUGCUAUUGUAAGACUCUUCACUCCUCAGUGUUGUGUUCAUUUCUUUAGCUUCACCUACUUCGAUUCUGAUAUAAUUGGUCUGUUUCAUAAUUAGCAAGCUUUGUUUUCAGUUCAAAUCCUUGUCAUUUUCAUUUCUAUUUUCGCCAACUAUGGAUGUAUAAUAGAAUUGUUCUGAGUUUGUUUAUUGGAAUUGCAAUACAAUCCUAAUUAAUACAAAGUCAUAUUCUGUGAUAAUUCCAAACCUAUUGAAAGUGCGUUUGAUGCCAAUAGGUUAAUCCUACUUGCUUCAAUAUUUUAAUUGGCUAUGAAUUGUUUUGUUUCUUUUUCUUGGUAGAGUUUAGCAACAUUCUUAAUGAAGUUGUAGCAUCAUGCCCAUUAACUUUUUUUUUUUUUUUUAAUGAGAAUUGAGGAGAGUGAGCAACUUAACCCUGAAGUUCAUCACAAGUACAUUUGUGGGGUUCAUGUUGCUGUUUACAUGAGGACUUCGAUGGAAGAUGAACUAGCGAAGUAUCAGUUCCACUUCAGUGAGUACAUUAAGAAGGGUAUUAAAGCUGAUGACAUUGAGGCGUUGUACAAGAAGGUUCAUGCUACUAUACAAGUAGACCUAACAAUUAAGGAGUCUAAGAAGUAGCCUCCUAAGGAGCACAAGAUGUACAGCUUGAAGAAACUCACAUAUGAGAAAAGGAAGGCUAGCUUAAUUGAAUGGUUGAAAGCUGUAAACUCAGCUGUUGGAGCUGAUGAUGAUGAUGAUGAGGAGGAGGAGGAGGAGGAAGAUGAUGAGUAAAAGCAAGCAAAUUUUUAGCUGUUGUUGGGCGGCCAUGCUGUUAUUCUAUUUCAUUUAGAGUUCACUUGAAAAUCUUUGGAUGUUUAUUAGGGGUGAGAUAAUAGCACU